GUCGCCUAGUGAAGCCAGUGACCGUCCUGAUGUGUCCGAGCGACACUGGAGCUUGUGCCAGUCCCUUGCUGCCAAGAAGGAGAUGUGUUUAUCGAGCCGUUGCCUAGCUAUUGUCGCGUAUUGGCCAUAUGAGGCGACAAAUAACUUCACACCGGUCUUGGAUUUAGCGAAUAUGCUUAUUGCACACUCGCUUCUACACUUACACACGUGGGACUCUCUAUUUGACAGUGAGGCUGGCAGUGACGUCGUAUUUCUUGUGGGGCCUGAGCAGUGGCGUUUCCCUGGUCACAAGGCUAUCUUGGCAGCUACUAAUCCAGUUUUCCAAGCCAUGUUGAAUGGUCCCAUGGCCUCUCAAGACACCACAAUUCCCAUUGAGGAUGUUGAUGGCCGAGCCUUUGACAAUCUCCUGCGGUACUUGUACAAAGAGUCGGUUCAGCUACAGUCCGUCUCAACAGCUCUUCACACACUGUAUGCUGCUUUCAAGUAUCAGUGUGGUGGGCUUGUGAAGAUCUGUGUUCGGUACCUUGAUUCUCAACUUGACAGUUCCUCUGUUCUUGAGGUCUACAGGCACCUUCGUAUCUACUAUAACCCUUCAGUUUUACCACAUUCAGACAUUCAACACAAUAGCUCUUCAUCACAGUUGUCAUCUGGCAGUCCAUCAGCUCCUCCUGAAGAAGACAUUGUGGGCAUGGGCCAUACUGCACAAGUCACGGAUGGACCUUACCAGUGUCUGCCCGCCUGCAGUGAAGACAUCACUGAUGCAAUGUCAUAUUGUGGUGCACUUCAACAUAACUGUCUGGAAUAUAUAGACAUGCAUACUAAAGAAGUUUUGGAACAAGAAAAGGUGGAGGAUUUGGAUCUUGAAGGACUUAGAAUCAUAGCUGAAAGGGAGACACUAACUAUACCAUUGGAGAGUGUCCUGUUCGAUGCCUUGGUCAGAUGGUGUAACCGUGAAUGCAAGAGGAAGAGACUGGAGUUAUCAGCAGAGAACAAACGAGCUGUUCUUGGUGAAGAGACUUUGUAUGCUGUUCGGUAUUUGCUUAUGAGUUCAGAAGAAUUCUUGGCGGGACCAAUGCAAAGUGGACUGCUUAACCAAACUGAGGUUAAUGUGAUUUUGGGAUAUAUUCUUCACCAUCCAGUUCAUGAAAACCCACAUCUUGCAAAAGUUAUACCUCAAAUGCGAACACCAAGAAAGAAACCUCAAGGGCAACCCAUUCCUCUCAGCCAAAGAUCAAGUAUUGGUGUCUGUGGCCAUGACAUAGUAAUGUCAGAAGUGGAUGGUUCUGCAUCAGGAAGUGCAAGGUGGUGGGGCGGAAGGAAAUCUAUUAAGAAGGCUGCUCAGAAGCAGAAGAAGCAAAAGAACCAACGGAGUACAGGUUCUCGCAUUAUGGAGUACGUUUUCACUGCUCUGUCAUGGGUGUUUGACUGACAGCUUUUAUACUUUAUUAUACUUUUAUAACUUAUUUUAUUCAUCUUAUAGAUGUAAAAACUAUAAAUGUUACUUAAAUGCUUGAUACAGCUAUUUUAAAUAUUGCAGACAUACAUUUGUAUAUCUUUUGUUUCAGUGGCCAUACAUGAAUGGAGUACUCAAGAGUACUUGUCAUGGGCAUUUGAGAGUUAG
Molecule: messenger RNA, 1621 nt
Organism: Cryptotermes secundus
Lineage: Eukaryota; Metazoa; Arthropoda; Insecta; Blattodea; Kalotermitidae
Product: BTB/POZ domain-containing protein 6
Exons: 4
Coding region: 83-1429 (448 amino acids)
Biological process (GO): neurogenesis
Cellular component (GO): cytosol; P-body
Molecular function (GO): protein binding
Source: RefSeq, a predicted model, not a curated record